This is a messenger RNA of Chenopodium quinoa (quinoa), 2503 nucleotides long. RefSeq lists its product as uncharacterized. The transcript is spliced from 3 exons. The record is from RefSeq and is a predicted model, not a curated record. Gene Ontology annotation, cellular component: membrane. NCBI's taxonomy places the organism in Eukaryota, Viridiplantae, Streptophyta, Magnoliopsida, Caryophyllales, Amaranthaceae. The coding region runs from base 562 to 2310 and encodes 582 amino acids.
UGGUAGCUCUUAUAUAGCAAUUAAAAGUUUAAAUCAGUAACCAAAGCUUAAACUCUUCAUCAUUGGAGGAAAUUGGCUGCUUGAAAUGAACUCUUAUUGCCUUUCGUUAAACUUCAGAAAACACAAUUUACUUCUGUUGUUUACCAUCGCAAGUUUACUUAAAGCAUUUUACUUUAUUCGCAAGUAAAUACAAGGACCUUUCGAGAGGCGUUUAACCAGAGAUUAGGUUGCGACCUUCCUCACCAAACCACUAGCAAGGCCACACUUAGAUGUCUUAUCCGUCUCAGGGAAGCAUGAUAAAGAUGAUAUCAAAGAUACACCUUGGUAUUAUCCAUUAUAUUUACCUAAUUGGCUAUUGCAAAUCUUAUCCUGUAAUCUUCUCUUUAUGUAAAUGUUAUACCUGGCUGUUCACACAAUAACUUUUGGUAAUGAAAAUUAUUUGUGUCCUAAUUUGCUCUUGCAUAUCUUUAGGUAAUCACUCUUGUAAUAUAUAAUGUAAAUGCUUCUACUUGAAACAUUACACCACUACUUAUUUCUCUCAAAACACACACACAAGUAAAAAUGGCCAUUGACAGUAGUCGUUUUGAGGGCGGUUGUACAAAGGCUAGAAGCUUCACAGUACAGCUCCUCGCAGGGCGGUUUUUCAUGGCAUUUACAACCAUCAUAAUCCUCUCCUUCAUUGGCACCUCCUAUAUAUUUGGUCUAUACUCGGGUGAAAUUAAAACUACACUUGGGUAUGAUCAAGCCACCCUUAAUCUCCUUAGUUUCUUCAAAGACCUUGGUGCUAAUGUUAGUGUCCAUGCCGGUCUCAUCAUGGAGGUGGCCCCACCAUGGGUGAUCCUCUCACUUGGUGCCGUUGUUAACUUUUUUGGCUACUUCAUGAUCUGGCUCUCGGUCACUCACAAGAUCUUGCGCCCUCCAGUUUGGCUAAUGUGUUUAUACAUCACCAUUGGGGCUAACUCCUUAGGGUUUGCCAACACCGGCGCUAUAGUACCCUGUAUCAAGAACUUCCCUGAGAAUCGAGGCGUUGUGAUUGGGAUUUUGAAGUCAUAUAUUGGUUUAGGUGGGGCUGUUAUGGCUCAAUUAUAUCAUGCGCUUUACGGCAAUGAUACUACAGCUGAUGGGGUGAUCUUACUCAUCGCUUGGCUACCUGCACUAAUUUUAUUGGUCUUUGCAUUUAGUGUUCGAGUCCUUAAGUUUGCUGGUCAUAGACAAAUCAAAAGAGAGAAGAAAUUUUUUAGUGGCAUCCUUUACAUCUCUCUAGUCCUCGCGGGGUUCAUCAUGGUUAUGAUCAUAGUGCAAAAACAAGUCGAGUUCAGCAAAACGGGUUAUGGUAUGAGUUGUGUUGUCAUUAUGCUUCUCCUCGUACUCCCUAUCUCCCUAGUUUUCAGAGAAGAGCUAUAUUUCUUCGAAAGCUAUGUGAAUGUCAUGCCUGGUAACGAUAAAUCUCCAUCAAUAAAUCAAUCUGCUAAUAAUAGUAGUAGUAGUAGUAAACAUACAGAAGUGUCAUGUUUCCAAGACAUGUUCCAUCCUCCGGCUUUGGGGGAAGACAACACCAUCUUACAAGCGACGUUUAGUAUCGACAUGAUGAUAUUGUUCCUUGCUACAAUGUGUGGCAUAGGAGGAAACCUAACCACAAUAGACAACUUAGGCCAAAUCGGAACAUCAUUAGGGUACCCUAAAAAAAACCUUAGCACCUUUGUGUCCUUAAUUGGUAUAUGGCAAUAUUUAGGGCGUGUGUUGGGAGGACUCAUCUCGGAGCACUUGUUAAAAUACAAGUGGCCUAGGCCUGCUUGUCUCACUGCCGUCCUCUUUACCUCGUGCAUUGCUCACCUUCUCAUAGCCUUCAACGCGCCAUAUGGCCUCUAUAUAGCAUCGAUUGUCAUGGCAUUUUGCUUUGGUGCUGAGGUGACCUACCUCUACUCUAUCAUAUCUGAGCUCUUUGGGCUCAAGCACUAUGCUACGUUGUACAAUUACGGCUCAUUGGCUGGCCCCCUAGGGUCAUACAUAUUUAGUGUGAGAGUCGCAGGGCAUUUGUAUGACAAGGAGGGAUUGAGACAACUCGAGGCCUUAGAGCCAACAAGGAAGCAUGGGGAGGAGUUGAAGUGUAAUGGAGUCAAGUGCUACCAGUUGGCCUACAUUAUAAUCGCGGCUGCUACGUUCUUCACUGCCCUUGUGUCUUUGAUUCUUGUUGCUAGAACAAGGAAGUUUUACAAGGGGGAUAUUUACAAAAGGUUCCAAGAAGAUGACGAGAAUAAUGUGACAUUAAGAAGAGUGGGUUCGGCUAAGAAGGAAGAAGAGAUCAAUUAAUUCAUGUUACUUGUUUUUUCAUUUGUUUAUAUUUUUGCUAUAAUAUACUUCGUAUAUUCGUGUAUCAAGUGGAUUAAUAGUAUAGUAAUUGAACGGUCCUUGAUUUGAUUUUGGGUGUUGAGUUCUACCGUUACUUUUAAAUUUUAACCAACUAAACUAGUUAGUAUAUGUAUCCACGGAGAUCAUUUAAUUU